Molecule: messenger RNA, 1167 nt
Organism: Aureobasidium uvarum
Lineage: Eukaryota; Fungi; Ascomycota; Dothideomycetes; Dothideales; Saccotheciaceae
Source: the annotation of a GenBank genome assembly
AUGGGCGAUGUCUCUUCCUGCCCGCCUCUGACACGCUCGUCGGUCCAGGCGGCCCAUGCAGCAAUCAAGCAGCACAUCCACCGCACUCCCACCAUCACAUGUGACACCAUCUCCCAUCUCGCCUCGACCCCUCAAACUUCCGAAUCGCUCGAAGGAACGCCUUUCGCAGGUCAAACACCGUCCAAGCCACGCAUCAACCUCUUCUUCAAAUGCGAGAACUACCAAAAGAUUGGCGCCUUCAAGGCGAGAGGUGCCUUUCAUGCACUGAGUCGUCUAUCAAAGGAAGAGUUGAGUAAAGGCGUUGUCACACACAGUUCGGGCAACCACGCCCAAGCCCUCGCUCUGGCUGCCCGUACUCAUGGCAUUCCGGCUCACAUUGUCAUGCCUACCAUUAGUACACCGUCCAAGAUCGCUGCAACCAAAGGCUAUGGAGCGAAUGUCAUCUUUUCUGGAUCUACUUCCGACGAAAGAGAAGCUGUAGUGGCCGACGUGAUACGAGAUACUGGUGCUAUACUUGUGCCUCCGUACGAUCACCCGAACAUCAUGCUUGGUCAAGGCACAUUGGCUCUCGAGCUGGAAGAGCAAGCCAAGGAUUUAGAUGAACGAGGGCUGGAUGCUGUUGUAGCCCCUUGUGGUGGAGGUGGCAUGCUCUCCGGCGUGGCCACAGCUCUAUACGGAACUGGUAUACGUGUCUUCGGUUCUGAGCCCAGCUUUGAAGGUGCCGACGAUGCGAAAAGAGGCGUCGAGUCAGGCACUCGUGUCGAAAAAGUAAAGACAUUGACAAUUGCUGAUGGUUUGAGAACACCACUGGGUAAGAUUCCAUGGACUAUCAUCAGCGACAAAGAGAAGGUGAAGGGCAUGUACAGCGUUACUGAAGAUCAGAUCAAGGCUGCUAUGCGCCUUCUACUUGAAAGAGCCAAAGUCUUCGUCGAGCCGAGUGCCGCCGUGCCACUCGCCGUGGUUUUGUACGACGAAGGCUUCAGAAGUAUGGUCGAAAAAGAAGGAGGUGAGCAAGGCUGGAACAUUGGCAUCGUCCUGUCCGGAGGAAACACUACAGUCGAAGCCAUUGCCAAACUCUUCGAGCCCAGCUCCGAGCAGCGAGCUGAAAGGCAAGAGGCGAAGCUGGGUAUGAAUGGCGAGAGAGUUGCGGAAAACGUUGCUGGCUAG